UUUUUUCCGCUCCCCCGGGGCACAUGUUCUUGGCAAUGAACAAGACCAUGUCCAACACCCCCAAUGACUGGAUGCAGUUCUACCAGCAGGACUUCCUCUCCCAGGUCGCGCCCUCCGGCCGCGCCGCCGCCGCCUCAGAGGCCGUCUCCAGCGACCGGUCACAGCCCGAGGGGGCCACCGCCGGGGCCUCCGCCUCCUCCGUCGCAGCGGCCCUCUCCGUCGCCACCCCUGGCCACCACGCCGCGGCGGCAGGGCUCGGCAACCUGGGACCUUCCGGCCACCUGAGCCCGGAGGGGGGCGUGGCGAAGCCCGUCCGGAGAAGGUCCCGGGCGUCGCGGCGGACCCCGACCACCGUGAUGAACACGGACACCACCAACUUCCGGGCCCUGGUGCAGCAGUUCACCGGCGGCCCCAGCGCGCCGUUCGGAUCCGGGCACGGGCCGGGGGGCGUGCUGAGCUUCAACAUCGGGCUCGGGCCGGGGCAGGCGGGCGUCGGCCGGCCGGGGGGCAUGGGGCCGUCGGGUUUUCACGUGCAGUACCAAGUGCAACAGCAGCCUCAUCAUCAACAGCAAUUAUUCCAACAGCAUCAGAACCAGCAGUACAUGCUCUCCCUAAACACCAGCAGUCCUGCUGAUCUCUCCCUCCAACGUCAAAGGCUGGUGAGCUCAAGAUCGUCAGGAGGAGGGGCUGCUUCCGAUGGGUUCGGCAUGGAGGGUGUCCCGUCGCACCAGGUCUCUUCCAGGCCUCCUUCCUCCUCCUCCGAUGACAACAACCGGAGCAACGACUACAUCUUCUGAGGAAAUCAAUACAGUACACGAUCGAUUCAUCGGAACGACAUCGGAAGCUGCGCUAACUCGAUGACGGGCUUCUUUCUAUUUUUUUUCUUUUUCUCUCCUCUUUUUCCAGUCUUGGUCCUCUUCAAGAAUCAUCAAAAUUAUUUAGGGUUAUUCCUCUUGUUGCUUCGAAUGAGAAUAGGGUUUUUGGCUCAUGAGGCAGCGUAGAAAGUUAGGCACUGACUUGUGUUUGGAUUCGGAGAGAGAGGUUGACUUCUUUGCAUGUACAGACUGUUUGAGUAGCCAAUGGUUUGGCUCCACCUGUUAUUGUUUUUUUUUUCUUUUUCAAUAAUUCAGCAUUUAAACUAUCAAUUUUAUCAAUGCAAUGUCAAUUAUGGUGA
This is a messenger RNA of Syzygium oleosum, 1174 nucleotides long. Its product is annotated as VQ motif-containing protein 22-like. The record is from RefSeq and is a predicted model, not a curated record. NCBI's taxonomy places the organism in Eukaryota, Viridiplantae, Streptophyta, Magnoliopsida, Myrtales, Myrtaceae. The transcript has a single exon. The coding region runs from base 24 to 797 and encodes 257 amino acids.